GUUAAAUCUCCCUGAGAAAAUCAUAGUCAAAGUUUGAAUUUCAAAUCAAGUACAAGCACUCGAUCCAAUUGAUUCUCGUAGUCUUUUCUUGUGAAUUUUAAAUAUAUAAAUCAUGCUUCGUUUCGUGCUUUUCUCUUUGGUUUCGUUCAUUGUCAUCAUGAGCUGCAUGGGACAGACCUUCCAAUAUUCCCGUGGUUGGACAAAUGGCAAAAGGUCAUCAUCUCAUCUCCAUGAAGACCCAGCAAUUGCUGAAGUAUUCGAAAUUCCAUCAGAAUCCGAACGCAGACUAGAAAAAUGUAUUAUUCAAUUACAACGUUUGAUCCAUAAUCCAUACUUGGUGCGUCCAUCAUACGGCCCAACAAGUAACGUAAAUGGUGGCAGCGGUGUUAAUGUUCAUCAUCAAUCAAAUGAAAAUUUCGAAGAUAUGGCAGCUUCCGAAACUGGUGAGUUCUCUACCAAGCAUAAUUGAAGGAUUAAUUGUACAAGCGCUUCCAACAACAACAACAACUCUACUAAUCAUCAAGACAACACUACUGCAACUACUUACGCUACCACAAAACACCAUUAAUCUCAUAAAUA
Molecule: messenger RNA, 579 nt
Organism: Episyrphus balteatus (marmalade hoverfly)
Lineage: Eukaryota; Metazoa; Arthropoda; Insecta; Diptera; Syrphidae
Product: pro-corazonin-like
Exons: 3
Coding region: 113-469 (118 amino acids)
Biological process (GO): positive regulation of heart contraction
Molecular function (GO): corazonin receptor binding
Source: RefSeq, a predicted model, not a curated record